UGUCUUGCUUGUUCCGUUAGGAUAUAUAACCUCUUCACUCUGUUUUGGAAUGUCAAGUAAAAAACUUGUUUCCUCUAAACAGGUUGAAGACUUAACAAAACAGUAGUAAAUUCGGAGAAUGAGAAUGGGGCGGCUUACUUGUUUGGCGUUGGCCAUUGUGGUUGGUCUUCUGGGACUGAUAGGCUCAACUCAAGCUCAGCUGCAGCUUGGCUUCUAUGCCAAAAGCUGCCCAAAGGCUGAAAAGAUUGUGCUAGAUUUCGUUCACCAGCAUAUCCACAAUGCCCCUUCACUGGCAGCAACUUUCAUUAGAAUGCACUUCCAUGAUUGUUUCGUCAGGGGUUGUGAUGCGUCGGUGCUGAUAAAUUCCACGUCAAAUAACCAAGCUGAGAAGGAUUCUCCACCAAAUCAAACACUCAGAGGCUUUGACUUCAUUGAUAGAGUCAAAAGCUUACUUGAAGACGAAUGCCCUGGAGUUGUCUCUUGUGCAGAUGUUCUUUCCUUGGUUGCAAGAGAUACCGUUGUAGCCAUAGGAGGUCCUUUUUGGCAAGUUCCAACUGGCCGAAGGGACGGAGUGAUCUCAAGGUCAUCAGAAGCCCGGGCUGACAUCCCUCCUCCAUUUGGAAACUUUUCAACACUCCAAAGACUUUUUGCAAACCAAGGCCUUGAUCUAAAAGACUUAGUCUUGCUAUCAGGCGCUCACACGAUCGGUAUAGCACACUGCUCAUCGUUCUCCAACCGACUCUACAAUUUCACCGGCGUUGGAGACCAAGACCCCUCUCUCGACCCCAAAUACGCCGCUAAUCUAAAGGCCAACAAAUGCAAAACUCCCACCGACAACAGCAAGGUGGAGAUGGACCCAGGAAGUCGCAACACUUUUGACCUUAGCUACUACUCUCUUCUUCUCAAAAGAAGGGGCCUUUUCGAAUCCGAUGCUGCCCUCACCACAGACCAAACCACAUUGGCUCUCGUUCAGAAACUCGUUCAAGGACCCAUUGAAGAGUUCUUCGCUGAGUUUGCAGCAUCAAUGGAGAAAAUGGGCCGGAUUAAAGUGAAGACUGGUACGGAGGGUGAGAUCAGAAGGCGAUGCGCUGUGGUGAAUAGUUGAUGGAUUGGUUCUAAGUUAUAAAAUCUAUAAUUUAUUGCCACAAGUUGAAGUGUGACCUUUUGCUUUUGUGUUCUCUGUGCUUUUAGUUUUUAGUUUCAACUAGUGGGGUCUUUUUUUCUUGGGGAAAUUUGUCGCUUGAAUAAUUGUGAUCCACUGUAAUUUGUACUGUUCUUUAUUUCUUUUGUUUUUUAAUAAGAUUCUGAUUUGAAUAAA
This is a messenger RNA of Momordica charantia (bitter melon), 1318 nucleotides long. Its product is annotated as peroxidase 39. The record is from RefSeq and is a predicted model, not a curated record. Gene Ontology annotation, biological process: response to oxidative stress; hydrogen peroxide catabolic process. Lineage: Eukaryota; Viridiplantae; Streptophyta; Magnoliopsida; Cucurbitales; Cucurbitaceae. Gene Ontology annotation, molecular function: peroxidase activity; heme binding.